UUUUGAGCAUGUUUGAGAUGCAAUCAGUUCGGUCUAGCUUUUUGUAACCCUUUUAGUUAAUCUGAUAAUUACUGUGUUUAUAUAAGAAACUAACUGUAUAUAUUAAGGUUUCGUUGUUUUUUAGUUAGUUUUGGGACAAGUCUGUUGUUGUCGUGUGUUGCCGUCUUUCACAUGCAGCUGCAGCGCUGUCAGUCAGGCUCGAGAUCAACAGUUGUCGCGUCCUCUUUUAGAAACACGCUCGUGUCCCACAGCUCAGAAGGAUACGCGCGUGAAAAGAUUCAGAAAAUUACAUUUAUCGGACAAUGACAGACUAGAAUGGCUGUUUUCAAACAACAGCAGGUUGAACAUUUCUACGAGAUUGGAGAGGAACUUGGAAGUGGGCAGUUUGCGAUUGUUAAACAAUGUCGAGAAAAAAGCUCAGGCCGGGACUUUGCAGCAAAGUUCAUAAAAAAGCGUCAGAGUAAUGCCAGUAGACGAGGUGUGUUGCGAGAAGAGAUCGAGCGGGAAGUCAACAUCCUGAAGCAGAUACACCAUCCCAAUAUUGUAAUGCUGCAUGAUGUGUAUGAGAACAAGACAGAUGUGGUGCUGAUUUUGGAGCUAGUGUCUGGAGGAGAGCUUUUCGACUUUCUGGCUCAGAAAGAGUCUUUAAGUGAGGAGGAGGCCACACAGUUUAUCAGACAAAUUCUGGAGGGGGUGCACUAUCUGCACACAAGGAAUAUCGCUCAUUUUGACCUGAAGCCCGAAAACAUCAUGCUUCUGGAUAAGAAUGUUCCCCUGCCCCGAAUCAAACUCAUUGAUUUUGGCUUGGCCCACAAAAUUGCUGAGGGGGUGGAAUUUAAAAACAUCUUUGGAACGCCAGAAUUUGUUGCUCCGGAAAUUGUAAAUUAUGAACCACUGGGACUUGAAGCAGAUAUGUGGAGUAUUGGUGUUAUUACAUAUAUUCUGUUGAGCGGGGCAUCUCCUUUCCUAGGAGAAACAAAGCAAGACACACUGGGAAAUAUCUCAGCCAUGAACUAUGAGUUUGACGAUGAGUUCUUUGGCCACACCAGUGAGCUUGCCAAAAAUUUUAUACGACAACUGUUGGAAAAAGACACCAAAAAAAGACUCACGAUUCAAGAUGCCCUGAACCACCCUUGGAUCAAGUCUAAUGAGCACAAGGACGAGCGCAGUAAAGCUCCAGAGAGAAAGAGAGAGCGAAGGCAGCUGAAGACCAAACGACUCAAGGAGUACACCAUUAAGUCCCACUCCAGUAUGCCUCCUAAUAACACCUACGUCAACUUUGAACGCUUUGCUCAGGUGGAGGAGGAAAUCUCAACCAUGGAAAGCAGCUUCUGCCAAUUGGCCUCGACCCAAGACUCCCUGCAGGAAGACAUUGAUGCUAUGGUGUCCGUCUACAACGAGAAGGAGAUGUGGUACAAAGAGGAGAGCGAAAGCAUCCGACAUGAGUUAUCCCAGCUUCGUUACGAGUUUCGUAAAGUCGAGGCACAGAGGAAAAGCGUUGAGGAAGACAUGAAGAGCGUGGAUGCCAGCGUUAGCAGGGUUAGUGAGCAGUAUAAGGAGAGGCAAACACGGUUCGAUGCCCUGCAGGUCGAGCUGUGUGCCGAGCUGCAGUGGGUGCAGGAGGUGGUGGCAUCGUUUCAGGUCACUUUCCCGAACUGUAGCUUUAGCAGCGUGUUUAAUACUGAUGUCAAUGAAGCACUGAAAGAGUUGUUGAAUAGAUCAUGUGGAGGAGAUUUGCUGACAGGUAGCAACCUGGACCAGCAGAGAUAACAUUCAUAAUGAAAAAAUUAUCGAUAUAUAAACACAUAUUAAACACUCUGACUUGACUAGAAGAGUCUUAAAGAGCAGUUAUGCUCAGUUGGAGUAGCUGAUACAUGAAAUAUAAGAUGCUAUUAUGUACACUUACCUAAAGGAUUAUUAGGAACACCUGUUCAAUUUCUCAUUAAUGCAAUUAUCUAAACAACCAAUCACAUGGCAGUUGCUUCAAUGCAUUUAGGGGUGUGGUCCUGGUCAAGACAAUCUCCUGAACUCCAAACUGAAUGUCAGAAUGGGAAAGAAAGGUGAUUUAAGCUAUUUUGAGGGUGGCAUAGUUGUUGGUGCCAGACGGACCGGUCUGAUUAUUUCAGAAUCUGCUCAUUUACUGGGAUUUUCACACCCAAUAAUUUCUAGGGUUUACAAAGAAUGGUGUGAAAAGGGCAAACAUUGAGUAUGCGGCAGUCCUGUGGGCGAAAAUGACUUGUUGAUGCUAAAGGUCAGAGGAGAAUGGGCCAACUGAUUCAAGCUGAUAGAAGAGCAACUUUCACUGAAAUAACCACUCGUUACAACCGAGGUAUGCAGCAAAGCAUUUGUGAAGCCACAACACUUAUCUCCACUACAAAUAGAAAAAAGAGGCUACAAUUUGCACAAGCUCACCAAAAUUGGACAUUUGAAGACUGGAAAAAUGUUGCCUGGUCUGAUGAGUCUCGACUUCUGUUGAGACAUUCUGAUGGUAGAGUCAAAAUUUGGUGUAAACAGAAUGAGAACAUGGAUCCAUCAUGCCUUUUUACCACUGUGCAGGCUGGUGGUGCUAUUAUGGUGUGGGGGAUGUUUUCUUGGCACACUUUAGGCCCCUUAGUGCCAAUUGGGCAUCGUUUAAAUGCCAAGGCCUACCUGAGCAUUGUUUCUGACCAUGUCCAUCCCUUUAUGACCACCAUGUACCCAUCCUCUGAUGGCUACUUCCAGCAGGAUAAUGCAUCAUGGCCCAAAGUUUGAAUCAUUUCAAUUUGGUUACUUGAACAUGACAAUGACUUCACUGUACAAAAAUGGCCCCCACAGUCACCAGAUCUCAACCCAAUAGAGCAUCUUUGGGAUGUGGUGGAACGGGAGCUUCGUGCCCUGGAUGUGCAUCCCACAAAUCUCCAUCAACUGCAAGAUGCUAUCCUAUCAAUAUGGACCAACAUUUCUAAAGAAUGCUUUCAGCACCUUGUUGAAAUAAUGCCACGUAGAAUUAAGGCAGUUCUGAAGGCGAAAGGGGGUCAAACACAGUAUUGGUAAGGUGUUCCUAAUAAUCCUUUAGGUGAGUGUAUAUCCAUGCUCCAAACUAGCUUGUCCUCUAUAGAGAUGCUAUUUAUAUAUUUAUAUUUAUAAUUUAAACAGUUUCCAGUUUUAAGUUUAAGUGGUUAAAUUUGAAUAAAAAUUUAUUUCAUAUUGUUUUUAAAUGCUGCUCCAAAGCUCAUUUGAAUGAUUUUUCCUUUAGUUUCACUGUAAAACAUAUCUGAUCUAGUGAUGAGCUGUUAAAACUGUGAGAUUUUACAUUAUGUUUUCUUAAUAAAUAAUUAAAAUCAUUGCAUGGUCUGUAAA
Misgurnus anguillicaudatus (oriental weatherfish) is the source of this 3339-nucleotide messenger RNA. It is a transcript of the gene dapk2a, whose product is annotated as death-associated protein kinase 2a. NCBI's taxonomy places the organism in Eukaryota, Metazoa, Chordata, Actinopteri, Cypriniformes, Cobitidae. Gene Ontology annotation, biological process: positive regulation of apoptotic process; protein phosphorylation; intracellular signal transduction. The record is from RefSeq and is a predicted model, not a curated record. Gene Ontology annotation, cellular component: nucleus; cytoplasm. Gene Ontology annotation, molecular function: ATP binding; protein serine/threonine kinase activity.